Camponotus floridanus (Florida carpenter ant) is the source of this 837-nucleotide messenger RNA. RefSeq lists its product as uncharacterized. The record is from RefSeq and is a predicted model, not a curated record. Gene Ontology annotation, molecular function: odorant binding; olfactory receptor activity. The transcript has 7 exons. Gene Ontology annotation, biological process: detection of chemical stimulus involved in sensory perception of smell; sensory perception of smell. Bases 1 to 837 code for a protein of 278 amino acids. Lineage: Eukaryota; Metazoa; Arthropoda; Insecta; Hymenoptera; Formicidae. Gene Ontology annotation, cellular component: plasma membrane.
AUGAUCGAUCUCGAAACUCAGCAUUUUAAGCUCAAUAGAUUUUUAUUACUCAUUAUUGGCUUAUGGCCUUUACAACAAUCGAACUUGACACGAUUUCAGUUUAUUGUUUUGUUUAAUAUUCUGAUGACAAGUAUUAUAUUUCAGCUCAUGUCAUUUGUUACAUUAAAAUGUACUCCGGAUCUCAUCAUUAAUGUCUUGUCUUCCUUUUUAUUUAGUAUGCCGACGAUAAAGGAUUUAUUGAUGCAACUUCAAGAUAUAUAUGAUAGAUUAAAAGAUAAAAAUGAAAUUGAUAUUGUAAAAGAAUAUAGUUACAAUGCGAAACGUUUUACGAUUGUACUUACAAUAUUUAGUAUUUGCGGCCUUUCUUUUAUCAUCAUUAUAUCUUGGUCGAGUGUAUUCUAUCCAAUUACGUAUCCAAUAAACGUAACUCAAACACGUCACUUACCGAUGAGAAUAAAAUACUUUAUAGAUCAAGAAAAGUAUUUCCUCUUGAUUCUCUUACACUUCAAUGCGACGAUGUGCAUUGGGAUGAUUGCAGUAUUAGCAAUAGGAGCAAUGCUUAUUACGUAUCUUCAACAUACCUGUGGUAUGUUUAGAAUUUCCAGUUAUCGUAUUAAACGCGCAAUGCAGAUCAAUACGCUAGAAAAUAUCAAAAUGAAGAAAGAGAAUUUAAUAUUAAAAGGAAUAAUUAGUGCUGUAGAUAUGCAUCGACAAGCUAUGAAAUUAUCCGGACUUUUGGUAUCAAAAAUUCAGACAAUGAUAUUCUGUUUAAUAAUAAUCGGAGUGAUCAUUUUGAGUCUCAGUUUCUUUCGAGUAAAUCAAUCAUUCGCCAAUUAA